Thamnophis elegans (Western terrestrial garter snake) is the source of this 2453-nucleotide messenger RNA. RefSeq names its product mitochondrial fission regulator 1 (gene MTFR1). Gene Ontology annotation, biological process: mitochondrial fission; aerobic respiration. The record is from RefSeq and is a predicted model, not a curated record. Gene Ontology annotation, cellular component: mitochondrion. Lineage: Eukaryota; Metazoa; Chordata; Lepidosauria; Squamata; Natricidae. The coding region runs from base 493 to 1482 and encodes 329 amino acids. The transcript has 8 exons.
AUCUACCUCAGGGCCUUCCUUUUGUUGUCACCGUUCAACCUUGUCACGAAGUUUCGGGCGUGAGAUGAACGGCGCCCUGUCAGGUCGGGGCCGAGAGAGAGAACGCGCCAAUCGUGAGUCAAGGACACGAGCCGUUGCCGCCGAAGGUCUCGGCUGACGUUGCCGGGCGCCGCUUUUUGUUUUCCCCAAAGCGGGAGACGAGAGUCGUGCCUUCCCGGCGACAACUGCUUUGGCUCUUGCGCCCUAUUAGCCGGCGACUCCCCGUUCUGGCCCUGCGCCUCUUCUCCCCCCCCCCCCCACUUCCCCGUCCGUCAAGGCAGAGCCGGGUGGGAGCGUGUUCGGCUGGGGCACGAAGAAUACGCGCAGGAGGGCCGUUUUAUGUCAUCCUGUCUCCGGGAAGAUCUGAUUUUUGAGGCUGACUAUGGACCUUCUACCUUCUAGCAAGCUGAGGUUGUCAAAUUACAAAUUACUGAAGGAUUUACUUUAUUCUAGAUGAUCUGCUGGAUUAAACAUCUAUUUAGAGUGAUAUUUAUGCAAGUUGGGUUAAUUAUGGAAUCAUUGCUUUGGUCAAAUAAAACUUAUGGCCCAAACAGAAGUAUUGUAAGAAAAAUUGGCUCCAACCUUUCUCUGAUACAGUGUCCAAGGGUUCAGUUUCAGCUUACUUCUCAGCCUGCAGAAAGCACUCAAUCUUACCAACUAAAAGAAGAUGCAGUAGUUUCCCUUGUAGAUGUAGGGUGGGUUGCUGAAGAAGAUAAUGAAGGAGACAAAGUCUAUACACGGUUCCGAUCAGAAGGCUGGUCAAAAUCCCAACCAUUUCUUAAAAGUGAAGGCUCUUCAGGAAGAGAUUCAAGUACUAAAGAAUUGUUGCCCAAGAAAUCACAAGAAAUGGAAGAUUCCAAAACUGCAGUAGCCAAAAAUGACGAAGCAUUGCAGAAAAUAAAUAUAUUGGAAAAUGAGCUUGCUAAUUUAAGAGCACAAAUAGCCAAAAUUGUGAGCCUACAAGAACAAAAUUUGGCAGCAGCUGGAAUAGGUUCUUCUGCAUCCCUUUCUGACUUACCGUCACCACCACCGCCACCGCCUCCACCCCUACCACCGCCGCCACCACCACUUCAGCAGAGUGUUUCUGCCAUUGACCUUAUUAAAGAGCGCAAAGGCAAAAGAAUAAAUUCUGGCACAACUCUGAUAGAUGGUGAUCCAAAGAAGCUUGAAAUGCCAAACAUGCUAGAUAUUCUGAAAGACAUGAACAAUGUAAAGCUGCGCUCAGUGAAAAGGCCGGAGGAAAGCACUAUAAGGAAAACUGCUGAUCCAACAGAUCCUGCUGCAGUAAUAGCUGAAGCUCUUAAAAAGAAAUUUGCAUAUCGAUACCGUAGUGACAGUUCAAGUGAAAGUGAUAAACAGAUUUCAACUUCUGAAACAAAUCUGUUUGGCCCACACCUGCUGAAACCUACAGGAAAAAUGAAGAAUCUAAUUGAAAAUUGUUAAAUAGAAAAAUCAUGCUUCAGUAUAAAAGGACUGUCUCAACAGUUUUGAAAAUUAGAUUUAUAAUUUUACAAUACUGAGUUAUGUGCCUUGCUUCCAUGAACAAGUUUAUAAAUGAAAAAAUUACCAUGUUCUAGCACAGGUUUUAGUAUUUAUGUACAUGCUGCAUUUGGCUAACACUAAGUUAUAAAUGUUACUCUUAAACAUGUGAAUGCAAUUAUAGUUUAAAUUAUAGCUCUGAUGUAAUAAUUGGAAUAUAAUAGCAGGACAUAUUUUGCCUGUAUUGACAUCUCAUUUUGAACUUGAAGUAGACUUCACUGGAGCCUCUUUUCUUUCUAUAGGGUGAAGGUAACAAGACUUAAGAAUUUUAUUAUUCAGCAAAAUUGGUAAAUUUAAAGCAAAUGCUGCAUUGGAGGUAUAUUUAUAUAGAAGAAACUAGCCAAAGCUUGAUCUUGUUUUUAGAUAGGAUGAAACACUAUAAUUGCACAUUCAUUCUAUGCACAUAUAAUGAGCAUAUCAACAGCUACUAAUGAAACUUAAUAGUUAGCAUUGUUGACCUCCUUCAUAGACCUUCAGACCUGCUUAUUCAUAAGCUCUUGUUGAACUGAAUUGCAGAUAAUAACUGUCAAAUAAGUUAGAAAAUAAUUUGAGAUUGGAAAAAACAAAAACAUUGAAGACCAGCUUUCCUGCUGAGUAAAAUAUUUUACUUCUUGAACAGAAUAUUUUGUCAUUAUUUUGUCAUCUUGUGCAGUAUUUGCAAACUGCUGAAUGAUUCAGUGUGACAAGGAAAUGUGCUUUAUCUACGAAUGAGAUUGAGCAAAUUUAAGCUAAAUGUCAUGAAAUGCUUGAAAGCUUUCAUUUUGAAAUUUGUUCAAAUAUGAAAAUGUUUUUAAUUUGAUCAGGUAAAAUUGCUCCCAGAUACUUUAAUGUUUAUUAUCAUAUAGUUACAUCAGUAUUUUUAAACUUUUCCAACA